AUGAUGACUAAAGUUAUGCAAAGGAGACUGCCCAUAGCUGUUGAGGAAGGCAAAAAAAGGCCACAUGAACCUGUUCAAGCUGCCAAGUUUGCAUCAGAGGCUGGCAUCAUUAUUCGGGAAACCAUGCCUAUCCUAACUCGUUGGAAAGAUUACAAGGACGACCAGAAAUACUACAACAGCUUUGUGUCACAGCUAAAUGGGCGCUUGUCCGUUAACACUGAGGACAAGGCAACAAAGGAAGCUUGCACCGAUAUGCUACGCUCUGCGGUAAAAAACCAGCGUUAUCGGCUCAAGCAGAAAUACUUCAAUGGUGUACCUGCAAAUGAGAUUAGGACAACUUCUCCUGUAUCUUACAUGACUGAUGAACAGUGGAGGGCAUUAGUUGCAAAGUGGUCUGAUCCAAAGAACAUGGAAAUAAGUGAAAAGAACAAGCAGAACCGCAGUCAAAAGCAGAAGAGAAACAGAGAAGAACCCAGCUUAGAUCAGACUGAAGAACUAGAUGCGGUGGACGCCUUCAAGACCUGCCAUACCAGCUCCAAACGUGGCCUGAGUGAACCGGCAAGAGAAGCACUUUCUCAUAUGGAGGCUUUGAGGGAUGAACCUGUUGCUGAAGCAUCUGCAUCUGAGCUGCAACCACUGGAUCUGUCCCAGCCGGUGGAGGAUUUAGAGGUUUCAUUUCUGCUUGCUGUUGUUUAA
This is a messenger RNA of Zea mays, 696 nucleotides long. RefSeq lists its product as uncharacterized. The record is from RefSeq and is a predicted model, not a curated record. Lineage: Eukaryota; Viridiplantae; Streptophyta; Magnoliopsida; Poales; Poaceae. The coding region runs from base 1 to 696 and encodes 231 amino acids. The transcript has 6 exons.